Molecule: messenger RNA, 1661 nt
Organism: Venturia canescens
Lineage: Eukaryota; Metazoa; Arthropoda; Insecta; Hymenoptera; Ichneumonidae
Exons: 5
Coding region: 379-1557 (392 amino acids)
Biological process (GO): detection of chemical stimulus involved in sensory perception of smell; sensory perception of smell
Cellular component (GO): plasma membrane
Molecular function (GO): odorant binding; olfactory receptor activity
Source: RefSeq, a predicted model, not a curated record
CCGGUUUACCGUUCAGUUGCUAAAAACCUUUUGUUUCCCGGAUGUGUAAAUUGAAUAGAGUUGAAAGUUCCAUAGAAUUUGAUUUCAAACACGAGUUUUGCCAAGUUCAUGAUCGUGGUUUUGCAUUUGGUUUAUGAUCCGUUAAAUUUCUGAAACCUAAUCGAACUCUGGAAAAUCAUUCGGUUCAAGACAAAUUCGGAAUAAUCAGUAACGAAAAAAAAAAACAAAUCGAGACUUGAUUUAUACGCAGAUCAAGAGAAUCCCUCGGAACGUACUAGACGCGAAAAGAGAAUUAUAAAUCGAAAUUUUUAGAGCAGCGAACCGCGUAACAAAAAUUAUCGUAUUUUGAAGAAUUCUAUUGACAGACGAACCGGUGAAAUGUCGAAUCAACUAUACACGUACAAUCGAUACAGCGGAGCACUAAAAAAAUUGUUGUUAGUGCUUGGCUUAUGGCCAGUGGUAAAUCCAAGUGUGUUCUAUCGUUUGGUUUCAUUCAUUCAUAUUGCAGCUGACCUGUGGUUGGUGAUUUCGGUUCUUAAUUUUUCGCGUCUGCACGUGUCGAAUUUUCAAGCUUUAAUCGGCAGUCUCGGCGUAGGACUGAAUUUUUCCAUCGGCGCAUAUAAAUUGAUCUGCUUGAGGGUCCAUCGGGACCGACUGCUCGAUUUACAGACGAAUCUGCAAGCAGGUUUUUCUCGCGAUCUCGAAGAUCCCCAAUUACGGCCGAUUUUGCUAUCACCUAUGAUAACGUAUUAUCGACCCUCGCUGGUCUUCGCGAUCAUUGCCUACACGCUGUGCACGUUGUACGUGACGGCGCCCAUCAGAGCUAUAAUGAUUCAGCUCAUCCAUGGCGCGAGUGACAUCAAAUAUACUCUUCCCUUGCCGACCGUGUAUCCCUGGUCCAUUGGUCGAAUGAACAAAUGGUAUUUCUCGGUCGUGUACGCCUACGAGUUUUACAUUUUUUCAUGUGUCACCAGCAUCGCGGCAUCGGUCGAUGGUCUCUUCGGUUUCUACAUAUUUCAAAUAGCCGGACAAUUUCGCACGAUAUCUUACCGUUUGAGGAACUUGAAAUCGAAUGAAAACUAUCGGGAAGUUAUAAGUGAGUGCGUCUCGAGACAUCAGACUUUGAUGCGCUGCCAGGCUCAUCUCGAACAGAUUUGGGGCCCGAUCGUACUCUGCAUCACGGUUCUAAAUGCCAUGAUCAUGUGCGCAUUUAUUUGGCAAAUUUCGCACAUGGACCCGAGAAAAGCUGUGAACUUUAUCGUUUUCAUUGUCACGAAGGCUAUUCAAUCGUUGUUUUAUGGAUGGUUUGGCUCGACUCUGACUACCGAGAAUGACAACCUUCGCGAGGCAAUUUACGCGACCGAUUGGCCAGGUUCGGGCCACAAAUCUCUCAUGACCAGUGUCCUGACCAUGAUAUCGUGCACCAAGUCAGUCGUUUUGAAAGCCUGUUCCGUGGGGACCAUAUCCGUAGAUACAUUCGUCGCCGUCUGUAAUACUGCUGUUUCGUAUUUCUUCAUGCUACGAACUGUGGAGGAACAUAAAAGUCUUGAAUCAUGACUCCGUUGAGAGGAAACUCAUGGAGCACAAAAUUUAACACGAAUAACAAAAGUUGGCUUAGUACUAAUGAAAAGUAGUACAAAAUAAUAAUUUUAAAGAAUAUA